Kluyveromyces lactis is the source of this 1077-nucleotide messenger RNA. RefSeq names its product Eaf3p (gene EAF3). Bases 1 to 1077 code for a protein of 358 amino acids. The transcript has a single exon. Gene Ontology annotation, biological process: chromatin organization; regulation of DNA-templated transcription. Gene Ontology annotation, cellular component: nucleus; Rpd3S complex; NuA4 histone acetyltransferase complex. Lineage: Eukaryota; Fungi; Ascomycota; Saccharomycetes; Saccharomycetales; Saccharomycetaceae. The record is from RefSeq and is a predicted model, not a curated record.
AUGGCAAUUGUUCUAGAUGGGAAAUGUUUGUGUUAUCACGGACCUUUGCUCUAUGAAGCCAAAGUAUUACGAGUUUACGAUGAAAAGAAUCAGACUAUUACAUCAAAGGACUACAAAGACGUGAGUAUUGACGAUGAAAAAGUAGAAUUUGAUCGUCCGCCGGAACAUAUGAGACAGGGCCAAUGCUAUUUUGUGCAUUACCAGGGCUGGAAGUCGAGUUGGGACGAAUGGGUUGGUUUAGACCGAAUCAGACCGUAUAACGAUGAGAAUUUGGAAUUGAAGAAGUCGUUGGUGGAAAAGGCUCGAGAGUUGAAGAACAAUGGUGGGAAGAAGAAAUCAGGAUCACGGCCUGUUGGCAGGCCUAGUAAGGUUGAGAAGGGCAAAAAGGCGGCCAGCCGUACCUCAAAUAGUGGCAGUGGUACUAAUACUUCGGCAAGUUCGACUUCCGCUUCUAAUCCAGCCUCAUCUUCAUCUUCUGGUACAACAGCAGCAGCUUCCAGCUCUGACAAAUCCGACCGUAAGAAGGCAACCCCAGUACUAAACAAAAGAUCACACCCUAAGAUACACAUAAAAGUCCCUAUCUCGCUUCGUUCUGUGCUUGUAGACGACUGGGAAAACGUCACAAAAGACAGAAAGCUAGUACAACUACCCAGCGAACGGCCAAUCGAACAUAUCUUGUCCCAGUUCUAUGCAGAUACUAGCAAUUCGACCUCCUCAGUGGUAGAACAAGCUCAACUCUCAGAAUUUCUGCAGGGAAUAAAACUCUACUUCAACUUAUCCCUGGGGAAAUUACUCUUGUACCGUCUAGAAAGAAUCCAAUAUGCAGAACUACUGAAAGCACACUCGGAGAAACAGUACACUGAAAUUUACGGAAUUAUCCAUCUACUAAGACUAGUCACUUUACUCCCCGAAAUGAUGGAAUCAAGCAACGUCGAUGACCAAACUGCCAAGAUCCUAGUGAAACAGUGCGACAUUUUACUCGAAUGGAUCGCCAUAAACAUCGCGAGGAAAAACUUCCCAGUAGAUCCCUACAUAAACACGUCCUCCCAAUACGAGGGGGUCGCACUAAGCAUGUAA